GAAGUGAAUGGAGCACCACCCUCUCCACAUUACACACUAAGCACAAAAUUGUGGUCUAAAUGCAACCUCUCUUUUUGAAGCAUCACACCAACCUCUCUCACUCGCUCCUACUCACAAAAGCAGGACCACAGACACAAACAUCAGAAAACACUCUUUGCCUCUCUUCUUCCACCCGAAGCUAUUUAGCUCCACCGAUCUCCAUGGCGGCAGGACUCUCCACCGCCAGCAACUUAAAGCCCUACAGUCUCCUCCAACCUUCAAUUCCUCUCCCUAAGCCGACCCCAUCACUGCUCUUCAACCCCUUAAGAGGUUUCCAUCACACCACAAUCCUUCGAACCCUAAGAAGAACGAGUGCCUUCACCCUUUGUGUCCUUAUGGAGGAUCCUAAACGCAAUUUGCAGAUCAAAACGGAGGAAGAACAAGAAUCCCCCAAACUCGUGAUUCCUCAAGUUGUUUCAGCACAUUUGGCAGAGAAAUUGGCCAGGAAGAGGUCUGAAAGGUUCACUUAUCUCGUUGCAGCUGUGAUGUCUAGCUUUGGUGUCACUUCCAUGGCAGUUUUCGCCGUUUAUUAUAGAUUCGCAUGGCAAAUGGAGGGUGGAGAAGUUCCUUGGUCUGAAAUGUUUGGCACAUUUUCUCUCUCCGUGGGUGCUGCUGUGGGUAUGGAGUUUUGGGCAAGAUGGGCUCACAGAGCUCUUUGGCAUGCUUCCUUGUGGCACAUGCACGAGUCUCACCAUCGAGCAAGGGAAGGGCCAUUCGAGCUUAACGACGCUUUUGCAAUAAUUAACGCAGUCCCUGCCAUCGCUCUUCUCUCAUACGGUUUCUUCAACAAGGGACUGGUCCCUGGCCUCUGUUUUGGUGCAGGUCUUGGGAUCACAGUUUUUGGGAUGGCCUACAUGUUUGUCCACGAUGGAUUAGUUCACAAGAGAUUCCCUGUGGGUCCCAUUGCCAACGUGCCCUACUUCAGAAGAGUCGCUGCAGCUCACCAGCUCCACCAUUCGGACAAAUUCAAUGGGGUGCCAUAUGGGCUGUUUUUAGGACCAAAGGAAGUUGAAAAAGUGGGAGGGCUAGCAGAGCUAGAGAAAGAGAUACGUAGGAGAAAAAAAUCGGGAUCAUGACGAUGCGACAUUGGAGCUGUUUGAAAGAUUUAUAAGUGUAGAAAAAGGGAAACAAUACAAUAAAUUAAAUGAGGAAAUGAUUUUAAUAUAUUUUUGCUUUGACACAAAUAUUCAUAUUAUAGCGGAUUAGCAGGAUAUAAAGCACAAAAAUAGGUUU
Molecule: messenger RNA, 1272 nt
Organism: Abrus precatorius (Indian licorice)
Lineage: Eukaryota; Viridiplantae; Streptophyta; Magnoliopsida; Fabales; Fabaceae
Product: beta-carotene hydroxylase 2, chloroplastic-like
Exons: 7
Coding region: 60-1115 (351 amino acids)
Biological process (GO): carotene metabolic process; xanthophyll biosynthetic process
Cellular component (GO): chloroplast
Molecular function (GO): iron ion binding; beta-carotene 3-hydroxylase activity
Source: RefSeq, a predicted model, not a curated record